Messenger RNA from Alligator mississippiensis (American alligator), 5257 nucleotides. RefSeq names its product solute carrier family 2, facilitated glucose transporter member 11. The coding region runs from base 399 to 1742 and encodes 447 amino acids. Gene Ontology annotation, molecular function: hexose transmembrane transporter activity. The record is from RefSeq and is a predicted model, not a curated record. Gene Ontology annotation, biological process: monosaccharide transmembrane transport. NCBI's taxonomy places the organism in Eukaryota, Metazoa, Chordata, Crocodylia, Alligatoridae. The transcript is spliced from 14 exons. Gene Ontology annotation, cellular component: membrane.
AUUGAUUCUUCUCCCCGUCGCCGAGCACAAUCCCAGACGUAUCCUUUUCCCUGCCAGCAAGAUUUGUGGACGGACGUGCUGGCCUGAGCCCUGCCAGCUGGAACAACUAACAUAGUUGUUCAGACGACCGGACCGUUUUUGUCGCAACCGCAAGCGACAAUGAUGUAAAGGAGUCACAAUACAGCCUGAGUUCUGACCUUAAUGAUUAAAGUCCCAGCUGUACAAUCUUCUCUCACCUUUGGGAGUACUUACUACCCUCGGCUUCAGCUGGCCUGCUCUCACAAGUAAGCAGGUCCUAGUUCCCAUCGUCAUACCAGCACACAAGGGUGAAGAAACACAGGAAUCUUUGAUAACAGAGAUCUGUCAGGGACAAGACACAGCAGCCCCUUUAAACAGAGAUGGCUGACUUCCUCUCCGACCUGGUUCAGUACCAGAAAUUCUUUCAAAUGAUAUUUGUGCUGGGAAUUGGUGGGACCCUCCAAAUUGGCUUUCAAGUUGCUAUGAUCACCUAUACUUCCACGCAUGUUAAGAGUUUUAUCAAUGAAACUUGGCUGGAGCGAUAUGAUUCUCCCAUUCAGUCUGAGAACCUCUUGUUGCUGUGGUCAUUCAUUGUAUCUAUCUUUGGUAUUGGGGGAAUCUUGGGAUCUAUGAGCAGUGGAUACCUGAGUGUAAAAUAUGGCAAAAAGAAAUGUCUAAUGGGCAACAAUUUGCUCAUGUUAGUGUCUGCACUUUUCCUGGGCUUCAGCAGGAUGGCCAGGUCCUUUGAGAUGAUUCUUAUAGGACGCUUGCUAUGUGGCAUGAGUGCAGGUUUCGCUUUGCUUCUACAUCCUCAGUAUAUUGGGGAAAUUUCCCCCAAGAAGCUACGUGGAUUUGGAAACUCUACUGCCGCUGUUUUUUGGGCUCUAGGAAAAUCCAUAGGGCAAGUUAUGGGACAAAGAGAGCUUUUAGGAAGUAAAUCCUUGUGGCCUAUGCUGAUGGCCUUGGGUGGAAUUCCAGCAUUGGCCCAACUGGUCAUUCUGCCAUUCUUUCCUGAGUCCCCACCCUACUUCCUGAUACAUAAAGGAGAUGAGGAAGGCUGCAUGAAAGCCAUGAAACAGCUUUGGGGUGAAGGGCAUCAUCAGGUUGAGAUUGAUGACAUGCUGAAAGAGAAGAGUGCAAUGAAAAAUACAAAAGUCAUGAGCAUCUUGGAACUAUUGAAAGAAGCUUCUUUUCGAUGGCAGCUGUACACCUUAAUUUCCCUUUCAUUUACAAUACAGCUUUCUGGCAUUAAUGCAAUCUACUUCUAUGCACUUGAUGUGCUCCACACAGCAGGGUUUGAUGAAGGCACUAUCUCCUACAUGUCACUGGGAAUUGGUUUCUGUGAACUUAUCUCUGCUAUAUUCUGUACCAUCAUCAUUGAGCGGUGUGGCAGAAAGGUACUGCUUUGGUGUGGCUACUGGAUCAUGGCUUUCUUAGCGGCAGUCCUCACGGUGACACUCUCACUGCAGGAUUGGUUCUUCUGGGUGCCGUAUUGCAGCCUCGGUUUGAUUAUCAUAUAUGUGAGUUGCUUCGCAAUUGGGCCAGCUGGUGCUACAGCAUCCAUUAGGGUUGAAAUCUUUGACCAGUCAUCCAGACCACCUGCCUUUGUAAUUGGUGGGUCUCUCAACUGGACAGGACUCUUUGUGAUUGGCAUGAUUUUCCCAUUUAUUGUGAAACAAAGGGAAAAUCUGCAAUGGAAAUCAGAGAAGAAUUCAACAAGUUAAAUUUUAGGAAGAAGUGUCCCCCAGACAUUGAAAAGAACUUCACUGAGGAUUAUACCUUCUGUACCAAGCUCUGAUUUACCAUCAGGGAAGACAGCAUCUCUUAAAAAGCAAGGGAAAAGAAAUAUUUCUCACUUUCAGACUGGCAAGUAAACCAAAAUGGACUUUUGAUUUUAAUCUGUCAUUUACUAUUCCCAUUUUGCCUAAGCAUCGCAUGUUUUCAGACAUGGUGUUCUCUGGACGACACAAAAGCAAGAUGAUGUCUGUGAGUAAUGGAUACAGAAUUCAAGAUUGCUAUGGCAGAGCAUGCUGGUUUCACUCAAUGAAAUGUGUAUCUUCUUUCAUAAUUUCUGUCAAUGAAGCAAAAUUUCAAAUUUUGCUUAAGUUUUUUAACACUUCUCUGAUGAAUCAUAGAGAAGAGAAGGCAUGCAGACUCACUUCUCCUAAAGGAAUUUCAACUUAUAUUUCACAACAAAGAACCUGGACUAUUUAAGUUAUUGAUUUGCUGCCCAAAGCUGGUUAAGUUCAGUCUGUGAUGGACCCAGGAAAAGUUAAAUGGUAUAUGAAAUAAAAUCCAAUGUUGCUUUAGACUCUACAACACAGAACUGGAGAAUUUUAGGUCUACAUUAUUCAGUUCUUACGUGAACUGCUUUCAGACCUGUGCAAGAUUUUUUUUUUUGUUUGAAAAUCCAGUAGCAUUGGUAGUCUGAGUUCCUCUAUGCUUCCUGUUUGUUCUGUUUCUAGAUGAUGCUUGGUCUGUCUGCAUCCUCCUCCUUGUCCUGGGUCUCACUAAUCUGACUGCUGCCUUCAUAUUACAUGUACCAUUUGCUAGGUAACAACACACUUCUAAAACUAAACUAGCUUUUUAUUAAGAUAACUAUUUUAGCGAUGCUGAAACUACAAGUCUCAUUCUUUCCACAUGUGCACAGACUGGCUCCUUGGUGCCUCCUCAAAACUUUUCCUUCCUAUAAUGUGGUACUUGUGAAGCAUAGGUUUUGAAGGGACAAAUACCACAUUGUAGGAAGGAAGAGUUUUGAGGAGGCACCAAGGAGCCAGUCUGUGGGCAGCAGUCAGCUUAGUGAAAUUUGGCAGAGGGUCACUGUAGAACGCAUGAGGAAAUGGGUUCACCCUGCUUGCCAACUCUUUCCAGGUCCCACCUCACCUCCUGGCUCUUGCCUACCACGACUUUGAUGUUUUUUGUUUGUUGUUGAGAGAAGGGUCCCUGGGGCUGGGAGUAGCCCCACAGGUGCCUUAUCUGUCUGGCUAGGCCAGCACCAUCUGGGGCCUCUGCUCUCCCUUGGCACUUCCCCUUUAUGAGAGUGCUCCCAUAGAUGUCUACGGGCUCAGCCAGGCUUCACCCAUCACAGCCUUGCCCCUUUUUCUCCGGCUGCCUCCUCCACCUUGCUCCACUGAUUAGUGCCUGAGAUCCCCGGUAUCAGCCCUGCCUUAAUGGCAGGCCCUCGUGUGGGUCCAACCUUACUACACUAGUCUCUGCCCCUCUGGCUUGGGGCUAACUUCUGGCACCUAUAGCAGAGGAACGCACCCAGGCAGUCCUGCUCCUGGCCUCCUCUUCCCCUGUAGCCACAAUCCGGUCCUCCACUCUCAAGUUAAAAAAAAUGGAAUAUAAAAUACAAGCCAGCUGCUUCAUAAAACAAAUAGCCUCCCUCCCUCAGGUUCAGUGUUGCCCACAGGCUCUACUUCCACUGGAGCUAUCUUACCUCCAGCUCCCCCAGAUUAGUUUAGAUGCCUGCCUGUUCAUCUCCAGCAGCCCCGCUCUCCUAGAAGCUUCUUUUCCUCCUGUAGGGACUGCUGCCCUAGCAUGCUCAGAGACUGGGCUUGUAUCUCCCAGCUCAGCCUCUUUCCAGUUAGGUGACUCAGUAGUGGCCUUAGGGGAGGGCAAACCAGGUGACUGCCUGGGGCCCCAUACUUUAGGGGGCCUAAAUUUUGGGGGGUGAAGUUUUUGCAAGGAAGUUCCUCCUCAAAAUUAAGCCUCUAAGAGGUCCCAAAUGACCCUCUUACUCAGGGCCCUAACAACCCUAAGGCUCCGCUCCCUACCCCCAGGAACCAGGUGCAGCUAAUUGCUUCAUUAGCCCCUGGCCUUAAUCCCUGGCUCAGUCCACCUGGGCUUGUACUCCUUACUGCCCUUCCUGGCCCUGGUUUCCUACCCUUUCAGGUCUUCCUAAUAACAGGAAAAGGGGUUCCCUGUUACAGUCAUCUGAAUCUCAAUUUUCUAUCCAUAGUGUGUAAAUAAUUAUCUACAAAAUAAUUAAAAAGGUAUUAGCUAUAUUUAAGCGUGUCAAAGGUGAAAAAUCUCACUGAAAAAAAGGCUGGUUAGAAUUUUUUGAAGAGGACUACAUCAAAAACAGCAGAAGUUUAAAAAAAUGAAGCAUAACAUGGACAAUAUCUUUAGGAAACAAUAUGUUUGUGCUUUGGUGGUCUGAGAAAAAUUAUUUCUCAUUUACCAGAAUUAUGUGCAUUUGAAAAUUAUGCACUAUGAAAUAGACAUUUUUAAAUUUACACUUGGUUGUAAUUCUAGAAAGACAGUAUUCAUGAAUGCACAGCUUGGGGAGAAUGCACAUAACUCUGAAAAAAAACACACCCAAAAAACCAAAAACCACAUUUCUUAACCCACAUAACCACUUCUGCUACUAGUAUACUUCCCCAAGAUUAUUAUUUUUUCUUUGUGGUAGCACUCACACAGCACCAGGGUAGUUUAGGAUGAAUGAAGAGCUGUAGUUAGUAUUUUAACUGAUUAUGGCUCAAAGAACUGUAAGUAACUAAAUUACUCUGAUCUGAAGCUGCCAAGAAGCUCCACAAAACUAGUGCUUUGCUCAUGAACAGUUUGAGCUUUCAUUCUCUUGGAAUUUCCUUUGUUAAUAGCAAGCAAAGGAUGCUUGCACCUUUUCCCUUUGGGUUGGUGAAGGAAAACAUUUCAGCCUUUCUCCUCCAUUUUUACUGUCUAUUUUGUGUGUGUGUGAGUGGAAAAUAAUUCUUUGCAUAUUGUAAAGGAGUCACAGAAAAAAAGAAAAGGUGGUAGGACAGAGCCAGCCAAGCUCUGGGAGAAACAUCAAAAGGUAACAUUAGAGACCAGGAAAUGAGAAAGGUCUCCAGUUCUGAAAUAGAGUGAUACUCCUAGGCCAGAAGUGUGUUUAAAGCAAUGUUGAACUAUUUUCCCAAAGGGACAUAUGGUUCCAAACCUGGUCCGCUACAAUACAGAUCAUUACUGUGGCUUUUAUCAGGGUAAACAGAAGCUGCACUCCUGGGAGAGCACCAAGGGAGGCCAAGACCGCUGACUUAGAAAGAUGGAAACUUUUAAUGAGACUGAUGGGUUCUGAGAAUGUGGCAAGAAGAAUAUUUAUUGGAUAUGUUUUUGGAUGGCUAAUGAAGGUUUGGGGCAAGUCAAUGUUUAGAAGAGCUUUGUAGAAAUAAGAGAAGCUUCAUGAGGAAGUCAUAGAGCACAAGAAGGUAUCAUAAAUACAUCAAGUUUAUCACAAUAAAGUAAUGCUCAGCUUCCCAAA